Parnassius mnemosyne (clouded apollo) is the source of this 768-nucleotide messenger RNA. Lineage: Eukaryota; Metazoa; Arthropoda; Insecta; Lepidoptera; Papilionidae. The record is from the annotation of a GenBank genome assembly.
AUGUUUACAACGAAUGUAUUUGGAGUAUGUUUAUUCGUAAUUGUGUUUAAAAAUUGUUAUGGAGCAAUUGAUAUUGGUAAAUACAUCCCCGUGUGUGACAGAAAUUCACCUGAAGUCAAUGACUGUUUGAUCGAAGCAGUCAGCAAAGGUCUUGAUGCCAUGGCAAAUGGUAUCAAAGAUUUAGGGGUGCCUGCUAUUGACCCUUACCAUCAAAAAGAACUAAAACUCGAUUACAAUAAUAAUCAAAUAUCAGCAAAAAUGUCUAUUAGUAAUAUCUACGUAUCAGGCGUCUCAUCAGGAUCUACGGUAAAAGAUGUCAGACUACGUGCCGAGGAUGACAGUUUUCACAUGGAAAUAGAUAUGUUUACACCACAAAUAAUUUCCAAAGGCCAUUACAGCGGCGGGGGAAGCUACAACGCAUUACGCAUCAAUGCUUCUGGCGACUUUAACACCAUUAUGAGUGACCUGACAUAUACCUGGAAAUUAGAUGGAACUCCUGAAAAAAUCGAUGGCGAAACAUAUGUAAGAAUAAAUUCGUUUUACAUGCGACCUGAUGUCGGCAAUAUGGUGACAAAUAUGACUAACGAGAAUCCUGAUAGCAAGGAAUUGACUGAUCUGGCGUUACGACUUACAAAUCAAAACUGGAGGUUAUUAUAUCGUGAACUUUUACCGUUUGCACAAAGCAACUGGAAUAAGACCGGUAUUCGUAUCGCUAACAAACUUUUCCUUAAAGUACCCUAUGACCAGUUGUUCCCAGUAAAAUCUUAA